UCGUUUAUGACAUAAAAAACAACAAUAUAUUUAUUGAAUUGUUUACUAUAAUAAUAAAUAAUACUAUUUAGUAUUUAGUAUUAUUAUACACCUAGUGUGUUGUUGUCUUUUAAUUUAUUAUUUUACUUGUCAAAAAUGUGUUAUUCAUAUUGACUUAGUUCGUAUGCAGUUUAUGCUGGUUAAUUAUUUAUAGUCCUGUUGGAUAUAGUAAUGUGACUGUUUUAUUCGAUAUUAUAUUUUAUGUUUAUGUUGCACUGAAUCUAAAUAUCUGCAAAAAUGACUUGGGGUUUUGUUACUUGUGGUCCCAAUGAGGCUCUUGUUAUAUCAGGAUUUUGUUAUGGUAAACCAAAUUUGGUACCUGGUGGAAGAGCAUUUGUUUGGCCCGUUAUACAAUAUUGCCAGAGAAUUUGUUUGAACACUAUGACAAUACAAGUUGAUAGUCCCAAGGUAUAUACUAUCCAAGGUGUGCCUUUAUCUGUCACUGGUAUAGCUCAGGUAAAAAUACAAGGGCAAAAUGAAGAAAUGCUUUUAACAGCGUGUGAGCAGUUUUUGGGUAAACCCAAAGAAGAGAUACAUGAAAUUGCUUUGCAUACUCUUGAAGGUCAUCAAAGAGCAAUCAUGGGUUCUAUGACUGUAGAGGAAAUUUAUAAAGAUCGUAAAAAAUUUAGCAAACAAGUAUUUGAAGUCGCUUCUUCAGAUUUAGUUAACAUGGGUAUAACGGUUGUGUCAUAUACAAUAAAAGAUAUAAGAGAUGAAGAGGGUUAUCUUAAAGCACUUGGGUUGGCAAGAACUGCGGAAGUUAAACGUGAUGCUCGUAUAGGAGAAGCAGAAGCAAAAAGAGAAACAACGAUUAAAGAAGCUAUGGCAGAAGAAGAAAGGAUGGCAGCCAAGUUGAUCAAUGAUACAGAAAUAGCAAAAGCUCAAAGAGAUUUUGAACUUAAAAAAGCAGCAUAUGAUGUAGAAAUUCAAACAAAGAAAGCUGAAGCAGAAUUAGCUUUUGAACUUCAAGCUGCAAAAACAAAGCAACGCAUAAAAGAGGAACAAAUGCAAAUUGAUGUUGUGGAAAGAACACAACAAAUUGCUGUCCAAGAACAAGAAAUUCAAAGGCGAGAACGUGAAUUAGAAGCUACCAUAAGAAGACCAGCUGAAGCUGAGAAAUUCCGAUUAGAGAAAUUGGCUCAAGCAAAUAGAACUCGAAUUAUACUGGAAGCUGAAGCUGAGGCUGAGACACUCAGACUUAAGGGAGAAGCAGAAUCAUUUGCUAUCCAAGCAAAAGCCAAAGCUGAUGCAGAACAAGCAAUGAAAAAAGCAGAAGCAUGGAGAGAAUAUAAAAAAGCUGCUAUUAUUAAUAUGGUUCUCGAAGCAUUACCAAAGCUUGCUGCUGAAGUUGCAGCUCCUUUUGAAAAUACCAAAAAAGUUACAAUGGUGGCUAGUGGUGAUGGGGAUGUUGGGGCUGUUAGAUUGACAAAUGAAAUUAUUCAAAUUGUUAAUAAAGUGCCUGAAAUGGUAACUACUUUAACUGGAGUUAAAAUAAAUGAUGUCAUGAAUAUGUAAGAAAAUGGGCUGGAAAUUCGAUCAAUUUAUUAGUAUCAUUGUUUUUUUUUUAUGCUUAUCUUUAAUUGUCUUCCAAUGCUCAUCAAGUAAAUAAAAAAUAUUAUUAUUUAUCCUUUAUAAUUAAUCAAUUGCUUAAUGUUUUACAUUAUGGUAUGCAAAAAUACCCUUUAUAUUCAUUUUCCUUAUUUCAUUACUAUAUUUUAACGAUCAAUCAUUAAUUAUUAUUUCUAUUAUUAUUAGUUUUUAACAAUUUUACAUUAUAUAUUAUUCUUCCAAUAAAACAUAGAAUUAGUUAAUUUGCUAUAAAAAAAUGUCUGAUGCUUUUUUAUUGCUUUUGAUAAAAUUUUAACAGGUUACGGUACAAAAUGUCUUACAAUUUUGUUUUGCUUAAAGCUACUAGUAAUACCAAUAAAAUAAGUUAUAAUGCAUUAAAAUUGUACAUUUUUAUAUAUUUAAAAUAAAAAAAUAUUUAAUAUUAUUUA
Molecule: messenger RNA, 2036 nt
Organism: Aphis gossypii (cotton aphid)
Lineage: Eukaryota; Metazoa; Arthropoda; Insecta; Hemiptera; Aphididae
Gene: Flo1
Product: flotillin-1
Exons: 12
Coding region: 277-1554 (425 amino acids)
Biological process (GO): positive regulation of cell-cell adhesion mediated by cadherin; protein localization to plasma membrane; regulation of receptor internalization
Cellular component (GO): plasma membrane
Source: RefSeq, a predicted model, not a curated record